AUGACCAACAGCAGUGAGAAUUGUAAUUUUACAGACAUUGACAGCUUGGCAUGGAGCGUGCAGCUGGGGAUCUCCAUCCCCACCUUCAUCCUGGGGCUGGUUCUCAACAGCCUGGCCCUGUCUGUGUUCUGCCGCUUUUGGAGAAAGCAGACCAAGACCUCGGUGUACAUGAUCAGCCUGGCCCUGGCAGAUGUCCUGCUGCUCCUCUCACUGCCACCAAAGCUCUACUACUCUGUCAACACAGUGCCUGGGCUGUUGUGUUCCUUCAUACAGGCUCCUUACUUCGUCAACACCUACACCAGCAUCUUCAUCAUUGUCUGCAUCACUGUGGACAGGUACAUCUGCAUAAGGCACCCAUUUGAAGGUCGAGCUAACCAAUCCCCCAGGUGGGCUUUCAUGAUUUGCUGCUUCAUCUGGGCAGCAGCUUGCAUCUGCAGCAGCCCAAUAUAUGUGUUUCACAGGAAUGAAUCUAUUAGAUGCUUUCACAACUUGUCAGACCAGACGUGGAGUGCCCCCUUCAUUGUUUCUGUGGAGAUAUUUGGGUUUCUGAUCCCGCUUGCAGUGAUGGUUUUCUGCUCUGCUCAAACCAUCUGGACUCUUUGGAAUCACAAAACUCGUGAGGAAAACAACACGGAACAAAGUGGCUCACUGCGAGUAAUCAUCAUCAACCUUGUGAUGUUUCUGGUGUGCUUCACCCCCGUCCACCUUGGGAUUGGCCUGCAGUGCCUGGUGAGGCAGCAGGUGAUUGUGGGCUGCAGGAUGAAGCAGAACAUCAGCCUGUUCCUCCAGGUGUCCAUGACGUUCGCCAACAUCAAUUGCUGCCUUGAUGUCAUCUUCUACUAUUUUGCUGCAAAGGAAUUCUGUAAGAAGACACAGCUGAAGGGGGUCACUGAGCUGUGUCCUGUCUUUAACCCCUGUGCCAUGCAUUGGGACUGCCAGCAGUGGGAGAAUGCCCCUUGCCAGGACACUGACACUGUUACACCUGACACGGCAGGGACAAUCCCAUAG
Molecule: messenger RNA, 1008 nt
Organism: Cinclus cinclus
Lineage: Eukaryota; Metazoa; Chordata; Aves; Passeriformes; Cinclidae
Product: G-protein coupled receptor 55-like
Exons: 1
Coding region: 1-1008 (335 amino acids)
Biological process (GO): positive regulation of Rho protein signal transduction; phospholipase C-activating G protein-coupled receptor signaling pathway
Cellular component (GO): membrane
Molecular function (GO): G protein-coupled receptor activity
Source: RefSeq, a predicted model, not a curated record